GGUGGGCUUGACUUUUACAGGCCCUCAAGUCUCAACACAAACAAGGUCCAAUGCUCAGUUUUUCCCUAUUGUUCUCCACUUUCUGCCUCAAACACUGUUUCUUUUUCUCUGUGCUUUGCUAUUUCAAACAUCAAACUCCCAGUUCUUGUUCUCUCUCUUUCUCUCUCUCCUCCCUCUCCUCCCUCUUGUUUCUUUCUUCUGGAACAGAAUAGCGAUGGUACUAAAAGAAGACAUAUGUUUCUUCAACAAGGACAUUCUGGUUAUGAAGCCUCAGAAGAAAUCGCCACUGUUGUUAAGGAUGUCGGUGUUGAUCUUUUCAAUGGUGUGUGGUGUUUUUAUUUGUUCUGUGUGUCUAAAGCAGAUAAGCACACACGCAAGGACUAUGCUCAUGGAGUUGCAAAUUGAGAAGCCUUCUCGGAGUAGUAUUAGUAGUAUUAAUAGAUUGAACCUAACACAUGAUGUUCCUUUGUUGCAUUACCCCGAGCCUGUGUCUUUCAACAGGAGUGAGUGUGCUGGUAAUCCUGUGCGGUUCUUUGCCAUAUUGUCGAAUCAGAGAUCUGGCAGUGGGUGGUUUGAGACCCUUUUGAAUAGCCAUAUUAAUGUGAGCUCCAACGGGGAGAUUUUUUCAGUUAGAGAAAGAAGAGUAAAUGUUUCUACCAUUGUGCAGACUCUGGACAAAGUUUACAACCUGGACUGGCUCAGUAGUGCUUCCAAGAAUGAAUGCUCAGCUGCAAUUGGAUCCAAGUGGAUGCUUAAUCAGGGUUUAAUGGAUCACCCUAAGGAAAUUGCAGAUUACUUCAACAGUAGAAGUGUUUCUGUAAUAUUUCUUUUCCGAAGAAACUUAUUACGGAGAAUGGUAUCAAUGCUUGCCAACUCCUAUGAUCGUUAUGCUAAACUAUUUAGUGGAACUCAUAAAUCUCAUGUUCAUUCUAAAGAAGAGGAUAUGGAAAUGAGAACUGCAAAAGCGUUGGAAUACUUCAACACCACUCGGCAUAUGAUCCUGUACUAUGAGGAUCUUAUACAAAAUCGUACUAAGCUAAAAGAUGUUCAAGAGUUUUUAGGAUUGCCACAGAUGGAAUUAACAAGCCGUCAGGUUAAGAUACACAGAGGACCAUUGUCAGAUCACAUUAAAAAUUGGGAUGAUGUGAACAGGACACUAGCAGGAACUAUUUAUGAGAGUUUCCUCCAUGCCGAUUAUUCAUCUUAGCCUCUAACUCCUGGAUAGGUGUAAAUAUCGACACUGAUUUGGUCCCAGGAAACAGUUUUGGUUCUGGUUGCGGUAAGAACACUGUCUCUGCUUUCCAAUAUUUAUUUCCGCUCCAUUGAUGAGAUGUAUGUUCCAUUGUAAUCUUUUAUUUUUGUGUAUUCUUGUAUGACUUUGUAUAUUCCCAGCUAAUUUAUUAGUAAAAGUGAGCAUUGGUUUUAUUCAAAUUCAACCGACUUUUCUAUGUUCUAUUCUUUUUUCCUUUUGUUACUUUAUAUAUUGAACUGUAUGUAUGAUUUGGAAGUCUAAGUGAUUGCUUCUAAGAGAUCUAGCAACAGAAUAGGUCUGCUUGUUUUCACUUUGUUUUCAAUAGUAUCUUUCUGUUUCCCACAUUAUUGGAUGGCAAUGUAAACGUCCAAGUACUUGUUUGGUUGAAAUUAUUGCCGAAUAAAUAAUUGUUUGUUUUUUAAAAGCUUUUUAUAAAGGUUGGUAAAACAAGUGAUUUCUCUAAAAGAAGCUGAAUUGAGAAUGCACUAGCAAUGGUAGACAUGUAAAUUAGGAUCUGUUCUGCACAUAAGAAUUGAGUUAAUUCGUAAAGUUUGUUUGGUUUUUGUUAAGUGAUGUGUAAUUACCAUUACAUAUAGCUUUCUCGGCCUUUUGGCUGAGAUCAAGUGUAAUUAUCAUACACAGUAUGCUUGAUUUAGCGUUAAAAAUGCAUGUAUAUGGAUAUUUUCGUGUCAAAUUGG
This is a messenger RNA of Glycine soja, 1950 nucleotides long. RefSeq lists its product as uncharacterized. Gene Ontology annotation, molecular function: sulfotransferase activity. Lineage: Eukaryota; Viridiplantae; Streptophyta; Magnoliopsida; Fabales; Fabaceae. The coding region runs from base 215 to 1207 and encodes 330 amino acids. The transcript has 6 exons. The record is from RefSeq and is a predicted model, not a curated record.